This is a messenger RNA of Ilex paraguariensis (yerba mate), 348 nucleotides long. The record is from the annotation of a GenBank genome assembly. Lineage: Eukaryota; Viridiplantae; Streptophyta; Magnoliopsida; Aquifoliales; Aquifoliaceae.
AUGGCUUCCUACACUCCAAGAAGAAUAUAUAUGAUCAUCAACUUCAUUGUCGUGAUCAUCACCAACAUACUCUUCUUCUCGAUUCACAAGCCAACUGCAUCAAACAAAGGAGAAACGAUGACCGGUCGAGACCAUGAGCGAUCAAGAAUGGAGCAUUGUGUUGGACUCUUCUUUGAUCCUCCACCACCUCCAAGAUGGCUCUCCGAUGAUGAACGCAUGAAGAAUAAGGUUGAUAAGAAUCUUUGUAGGGAUAUGCUUUGUGCGGUUGACGAGAUACGAAAUAAAUGGGGUACCAGUGAUCUAGCAUCCCACUCACAUAUUGCGAUUGUUUGUGAUAUGAAACUUUAA